AUGGCAGUGCCUGCUUCGUGGCCAUGCUGCCCCGCGUGGGCUGGUGGGAGGCUGCUGUGUUGGAUGCGCAUUGGAGUUGGAGCAGGAGCAUUCGAGUCCAGUAGCAUGUCUGUCGCGCCCAACAAGACGGUGGUGGCCGAGGCCAACAAGCAGUUGCAGGCCAUGCACACUCUAAUGCAGGAACAAGAGGCUGGCUUCGCCACGGUUUUGCAAGAAAAGGAUGCAGAAAUUGAUACCCUGCGAUAUGCAAUGAGCGACAUGAAGAAACAGCUCAGGGAGCUGCUGGCCAACGAGGAGCAGCUCAAGGCUGAGGCAGAGCAUGCACGACAGCAGCGUGACAAACUAGCUGCCGCUCUUCGUCACAUUAGCAGCGAGGCCCUCGCGGCUGCCACAGCUCAUACCGAAGAGCUUGGCACUGGCUUGAGCCUUGGGCAGAGUGAAACUGUGACUUCUCGCAAUGGUGAGGAGGAAUAG
This is a messenger RNA of Monosiga brevicollis MX1, 474 nucleotides long. RefSeq lists its product as uncharacterized. The record is from RefSeq and is a predicted model, not a curated record. Bases 1 to 474 code for a protein of 157 amino acids. Lineage: Eukaryota; Choanoflagellata; Craspedida; Salpingoecidae. The transcript has 4 exons.